AUGAGCAUCCACCGGGGCCUGAAGUGUGAGGAGUGCGGCCGCAACUUCUCCAAACCUGAGUCGCUGGCGGCACACACGGCCUUGCACCUCACGGGCGGUACCAUCAUGUGCGAGGUGUGCAACAAACUGUUCUCCAGCAAGACACGACACAACUCAAGCGCCACCACGUCAUGCACACCGGCGCAAGGAACUUCCUGUGCAGGAGGUGCGGGCGGACGUACACCCCAAAGUGGGGACCUCAACAAACACAUCGACGCAGCAUACGGGGGCGUCGGGGACAGUGAAUUUGAAGAGGAGGAGGAGGAGGUGCUGGUGGUGCCCAUCGCGCACUUCAGCGACAAGCGAAAGCGUUACCGUUCCCUGGGCAGCCUUAGGAAGCACCAGUGUGAGGAGUGUGGGAGUCGCUUCAGCCACCGCGACGUCCUCAUCAAGCACUACUCUACAUACACCUGCACCAAGCCCUUCCAGUGCGAGGAGUGGAGCAAAGCAUUUGCCCGGAAGGACAUCCUGGCCACGCAUGCCCUCCGCCACACCAAGAGGCGGGCGUUCACCUGCGACGACUGUGGCACAGAUUUCUGGAAAAAGAGCUCUCUUCGGCAGCACGUCAUGACCCACCUCCUCCCAGAGUUCAAGUGUGAGGUCUGCGGUAAGGAGUUCCGGGUCAAGGUGUCCCUGGAGAACCAUCUGCGAGUCCAAUGCGGCGUCAAGGAGUUUGCCUGUGUGCACUGCGACGACAUUCAUCAGAUAAUAACACAGCCCGGUAAAUCAAAGAAAAUGGUGGCCCAAGAAAUAGGAGUCACGAAGGUACGGGUGGGCGUGCCUCAUGAAGCGUCCCAGGGAGUACACAUCGGCCUGGAAGGUGACGGGGCCGCAGCGCUCAGUACCUGGGGACACAUCCAGUUCGCCUCACUCGGCUCCGCCUCUGUGAAGGGGAUGCACUGGCCCCACGUCGAUGAGGUGCACCGCUGGGGCUCCUCCGCGGGUCUGCCUCACCAUGACGUCCCCCUUGAGGUCCAGGUGCACCAGCCCCUCGGCGUGUAUCUCGCUCACCCGCACACGCGGCUGCUGCAGCACACGCGCCACUUGCUCACUUCCUGGCCGGGACUCAAGGAAGCUUCCCAGCGUCAAGACGCCACAAUAAUGUCAUGA
Scylla paramamosain (green mud crab) is the source of this 1149-nucleotide messenger RNA. RefSeq names its product zinc finger protein 99-like. Gene Ontology annotation, biological process: regulation of DNA-templated transcription. Lineage: Eukaryota; Metazoa; Arthropoda; Malacostraca; Decapoda; Portunidae. Gene Ontology annotation, molecular function: RNA polymerase II cis-regulatory region sequence-specific DNA binding; DNA-binding transcription factor activity, RNA polymerase II-specific. The coding region runs from base 1 to 1149 and encodes 382 amino acids. The record is from RefSeq and is a predicted model, not a curated record. The transcript has 3 exons.